GGAAAAAGCUAACAACCACUGAUCUCAGAACUAUUACCGGAUAUAUGGGAAGAAAAUUUGGUGUUUAAAUUCAGUUUCGGAAUCAAUAAAAGUAUCUUUUCUUACGAUACGUGAAAGGUUCAUCAAUACUAAACACUUUUAAUAAAUUCUAGAACUUUUUAAACAAUAAAUACCAAAUAACGUGUCUAACGUGACUUUGGUAACUUUGGUCGUUUAUGCAAAACAGAUAAACUAAAUUCAGUCAUAAUUUAUAGAUCAGUGGAUGAAGACCAGCCGGCCGAAACAUAACAAACGAAAUUACAAGAACUGUGGCAUUCAUUUGGAUUUCUGGCUAAUUUUUAAGGUAUUUUAUAGGUUUUUGUGUUAUAAUAAAGUAAUUUAUCCGUACUGCUAUCUCUUUUGUCCUGUUUUGAAGGUUUAGUUGCAAAAUCUAGCUGAAAUUUUGGAAGAUUUUCUGACAUUCCGUGUUCGCCAAUUCAGCUGAAUGUUGGUACAAUAUUUUCAUUCCAAGCUUCUAGCGUUGUCAAUGGCAUAGGCACGCGAUUAAUAAAAAUAAUCCAAUGAUUAACAACAUCAAAGGUUUAAUAGAAGGAGAGAGUGGGACGUAUAUGUUGAAAUGAACUCCAUGUAGUUUAUUUCAAAUAUAUAUAUAAUUUAAGAGAAAAAUGUUCCAAGCAGCGUGAUAUCAAAUUUGGAAAAUAAACAAAAAUCGACGGACAAUAUGUUUCUCAUGAUAUUAUACGUGAUAUUUGCCAAGGCAACUUGUGGGUAUCAACAUUUUUUAUAGUUUUAACAUUCACACAAAUAUUGCAUGGUAAUAUAUAAAUGUAGUAAUAUAUUUAGCAAUGUGUGUCAUGUGAUAGAUUUAGGCUUAAAUUUGUACAAAUAUCGGUAGUUAAGUCUCUGUCAUCACUCUUUUAAGGCUGCUCGAUACCCUUUUAAGUUAGCUCUAUAUAAUUCUCUAAAAUUUUAGGUAUUGUCAUGCCCAAAGGAAGUUAGGCAUGCUUUAUAUUUGCUGUGUUUGUUUGUUGGUCUUUUAGUUUGUCAGCCUGUAAAGGCCUGUUUACACCUGCAAUUUUUGCAGCGAUUUCUAGUGCGAUUUUCUCCGUCUGAUGCAUGUGAACGAGUACCCUGGAUUCCAGAGCCUUUGACAGUAAAUAAUAAAUGGAAACGUCGCGAAGGCUCUGGUUCAACGGGGAGAUUCUUUGAUUAAACCGUGCCAAUCUCAAAACAGAAUGAGUGGUUUUAGUACAGAAUCAGGGAGAUUCUUUGAUUAAACUGUGCCAAUCACAAAACAGAAUGAGUACUUUAACCACUCAUUCUGUUUUGUGAUUGGCACGGUUUAAUAAAAUAAUCUCCCCGUUGAACCAGAGCCUUCGCGACGUUUCAAUUUAUUAUUUACUGUCGAAGGCUCUGGAAUCCAGUGUGAACGAGUAAAUGAGUUAUGGAUGUUCGGAAUACAUGUACCCUCAUCUGAAUAUUCGUAACUUAUCCGCACGUUCACAUCCAUCAGAAGAAGAAAAUCGCACCUAAAAUUGCAAGUGUAAACAAGCCUUUAGACUGUUAGUGUGUUCGGAAUCAUAACCCUUGCUAUUUAUUCGAAAAUAGUAUAUGCUCGUGCUUGUGGUGCACUCGUUUUGCACAUGUUUCAUGGUACUGCACUGUAACCUUUCUUUGGCCGAAUUUUAUUGAAUACACUUAAGACAGGGCAAUAUAAUCAUAAUUUCUCACACACCGCUGGGAGCUGCUGCAGCGUGAGCUGCAAAUUAAAAUUAAAUAGCCUUUAUACGGAAAACAUUUUCCGCUUCUUUCGUGCCUCAGCCAGCGGAAAAUAACACUUCCAGGAAUGUUAAGAGGCUUGUGCUGUGAAUAUAUAUGGACAAAUAGGAACAGCAUUGGUGUUGCCAUGGCAACCAUGUCAAUUUAUCUUUUGCACUGUAUAUUGUCUAUUCUAUGGUCUGUGAAAGAAUUAAGAAUUUUUUAAUGAUUUGGCAUGCUCAGUCAAUUUAUUGAGCACGCAGUAAGUUGGGGAAGCUUGUGUGCAAUGUUUUGGGAAUGUGAAAAUACAAAAAGUGUCCCACUUCCGCUUCUGUAGUUUGUUGUGAUUUACUGUAAUUUGUUCUGUUUUUCUGUAGCGAUUACCAAUUUAUCGGCAAAUUCUGUGAUAAAUAAAACUUAGUUUUCUCUAUUUUUAAAUUUGAUAAUUUGUAUAGCAAAGGGAAAUAAUAUAUUUUCCAUCAGUUUCAUUGCAUAAAAGUACGAAAUUUAAAUUUUAUUGCGGUAUUUCCAGAUAAAUCGGUAAUCGCUACAGAAAAACAGAAGAAAUUACAGUAAAUCACAACAUACUACAAAAGUGGAAAUGGGACACUUUUUGUAUUUUCACUGUAAUCCAACCAGAAUGCAAGUCCCACUUUCCAAUCUUCCAGAGUUUAGCAAGGAGUUAAUUAAUUGUGCGAACAACCAAAAAACACUUGCAAUGUGUACAUGUUUGUCACUGUAUAUGUGGUCAGCAGUGGGCAUGCCAAUGUAGUGUGUGUGGGGUUGAAUAUUUGUGGUUGCGUGGAUGAUGCUAAUUUGGGAGCAGUUUUCUGUAGGGUGUGUGCGCACAUAACAUCAUGUAAAAAACUAAUUGUAAGAUAAGUAAACAUCAUGCAAACCUGGAAUUAUAUAAAUUAGCCUAUACUUCUACAAAAUUUAUUGUUCUUCACUCGGACUCUAUUGUGAGUAUGCUAGUCUAACAAGUUAGUGUGCUUGGCAUGUUACACCAAUACAGUUUGCAAGAAAUUUUUAAUUGGAUUAUUCAUAUCUGAGAGUUUUUCAAAAGUUCAUAUUGAAAGCGAACAUUUUGUCCUGUGACUUCUUCACAAAAUUGUAUGCCCUGACAAAUUGCACUAAUUAACACAGCACUAUAAAAUGCAAAAUAUAAAUUUUAUAUUUAAAGAAUCUAACUGUUACCUGCUGAUCAUGGUAAGAAGGAAGUAAUUCAUCAUGGAUUUAUUUUUUUAUGUGUAAGUUGUACAAAUAUUUUACAUCUUUUGGGGUAUGAUGCAUGCUGGACCGUUGUGUUCACACUGAUUGUCCCAAGUUGUCAACAAGUAUGGAACAGCUUGUCACCAGUUGUAACAACCUUGUUGAUAUUAUCAGACUUGUGGCAAGGUUGUUCCAACAAGUCCGAUACAGUCAUGAUAUAACAAUAUUGUUACAACCUUGUGUCGUCAACCUUGUAACAUUCUUGUUCAUCAUGACUGUAUCAGGCUUGUUAGAACAACCUUGUCACAAGUCAGAUAAUGCCAUCAAGCUUGUUGCAAGUUGUUAACAGCUUGUUCCAAACUUAAUUGUUACAACAGCUUGUGAACAGACAAUUUCAGGAGUUUCAAGGGCUACUAUACUGAAUAAUUGUAUUAUGUUUCUUGACCUUAAUUCUUGGAAUAUGUUGAUUAAUUAUUCUUUUGUUAAUAUUCUUUUAAGGGUGAUUGUAAUAAUUGUGAUUCUUAAAGUGAUAUUCUGGGUAUUUUACUUUUAUUCUCGAUAUAAACGCAAGGAAAUCCAAAGAUUAAUAACCCAAGUGCAAGGAGCUGUAAGUAUUUCACAUUUAAAAAUUGAAAAUAUCCAUGAUCCUGAAAUCUCAAAAAAUAACAGAUUAAUUUAAUGCAUCGUGACGUUAUGUACGUAUAUUAAAAAUAUGGAACUUAAGCACGCAACAUUUUGGUCAACACAGUCAUUAGAUUGCUGAGAUGUUUAUGUCAGUUUUAAAGUUUUUUACUUCCUUAAUAGACCUUUCCCCUUGUGAGUGAAAUUUUGAUCUAGAUAUGCCUGGAUAGAAAUUUCAUCACAGCUUGAAAGAGCAUCACAAAAUUAGUAAUAUUCCGAAGUUUCGUUGCGAAAUGUUGUAAAAUGCGGAUAAUAUAGCCUUGCGAAGUUUGCCGUUUUUCAGUCAUUUUGCAUUACAUUCUAACAUUUUGCAUCAGUUUGAUCAUCUGAUUAUCAAUUUCCCGUUUGUAAUACCAAAUGACUGAAAAACGGCAAACUUCGCAAGGCUAUAUAUUAUCCGCAUUUUACAACAUUUCGCAACGAAACUUCGGAAUAUUACUAAUUUUGUGAUGCUCUUUCAAGCUGUGAUGAAAUUUUUUUCCAGACUUGUCUCGAUCAAAAUUUCACUCAAAAGGGGAAAGGUCUAUUCCUUCAAUGAGCGCUAUGAUCAGUGCAAAUCAAUGCUGCCAAAAUUUCCAGGGACGUCUAUGGUGACAAAAACGUUGCCACCACAAUACCCAGGAUCAUGUUUCCUAAACACGUCGAAUAAUUCAAACCUGAGGUUGAGCAAUGACGAAAUAGAAUUCAAAUCUCUACAGUAAAUCUAAUCAGAUUACGUGCUUUCCUGUGGGACGUGCCGCGCACAUGACUUAUCUCUUACGCAAAAUUUGAUUUUGAAGGAAUGUCUGAAUAAGACUAAUAGUAAUAUCUUAAAAACGCUAAUGAGAAUUUGCACCAAAAAUCUCCUUUCUCAAGCAAAAGGUAAAUCCUCGUACAGAGAAGCAAGUUUCCUUUGACAAGUUUUACUUGUUCGUGUGUAUGGCGUAUACACGUCUCGUCUUGACACAGAAUAAGAAGAUAUAGCAGAAGUGUAACUUGAGUCGGUUCUUUUAUUGUUUUACGUCCACGAAAAUUUUAACUCGCUCACGCCAAUCCACGCCAUCCUGGCUAGUACAGUCGGAAGUUUUUAUCAGGUUUUGGUACGUACAAAGUGCCGGUUGUACUAGCCAGGAUGGCGUGAUUGAUGACGAAUCGCUUGUAAAAACGCGGACAAAUACUUGCUCGAGUUACACUUCUGCUGUACCUUCUUAUUCUGUGGUCUUGACAAGGAACCUUGUUCAACAGGUCAUGCCAGCUUUUCAACGAGGAAAUUUGUUCAAGUGUGCAGCCCUCAAGGAAAACGUGACAAGUAUUUGCGCAGUACUCACGUACGCCAUUAAAUCUCGUUUAUUUUGAAAUUCACUUUUGAGCGGUGUGGUGUCAUACACAGUUUCAUACACAGUCAUACAGCUGUUGUUCAUUUUGUUGGAAGGCUGUUUUGAACGAAAAAUUUGGAUAUAGCUUCAUGUCUCGCUGUUUAUGUUAGGGUAUAUAUAAGGAUUAUUAAGAAAGUUUCGGAUUGAUAGGGAUCGUACACCUGCCUGAAAAAUACAAAGAGAACGCUCAACCGAAAAUUACCAUAAAAUUGUUUACGUAAUUAAGGCCAAAUAAAAAAAAAUACUUGGUUAGCGUCACACUCUCACAAAUUUUCAGAGGCGGGCGGGCGGAUUUUUUUUUUAAUUUUUAAUUUUUUAAUAGUAUUUUUGGAGGGGAUGGGGGACGGUUUUUCCACUAUAUCGGUGAUAUUUUUUGUACUGAUGUUGCGAAGGCCGCCAUUUUGCUUUAAGAACCUUGUAUACCCAAGCCUACGCGCUCCUAUCGAUCAGUAUAUAGCGCGAAGGUCUGAGCAUGAGAAAAAUUUCAAAUAUUAAACUGUUUUAAGCUGUAAAACGAAGAGAUUUACAUAAAAAAAAUAAAAAAAAAUUCAGAGGCGGCAGAAAAUCGAGAGGCGGGCGGUGACGCUAACCAAGUAUUUUUUUUUAUUUGGCCUAAAUAGCGCGUGAUGACGACCAACGUUAUUUAUUAAACACACUAAUCUUUUCAACACACAGCUGAUUUGCAAAUGAGGUGUGCUAAUAUUACAAAACACAAAUUUAUAUACUAAAACUUUAUUUAAAUAUACUAUAUUAAUUAUGUCCAACAUGCAGUAACUUAUAAUACUAACUAAACAAUAUCAUUGACCAAGACAGCUAAUUUCUAAAAACAAUGCCAAAGGUCGAGGAAGAAAAGAUACCGAGGUUCUUAUCUCUUACGGUGUCUGAUGCCAUAUUUGGGCCCCGCUGUAACUUUUCAAGAAAAAAUCGUGCACAUGAGCAAGUAAGCUCGUCACCAAAUUUGUCAAGGAAAACUUUGUCGUUCUGUACGGGGCUUGCACAUGCAUGCAUGUGGAAAUAAUUCAAAUCUAAUCAGAUUAUGUGAUUUCCUGUGAGGCGUGCCCAUGCCAUACUAGGGGUGCGACUUAUCUCUCACGGAGUUACGAGUAUCUAAAUUAUUUUAUCCAGUACGUCAAUUUUAAAACAAGCAAAGCUAAGAGAGCGUCGUCCAAAUUCUUUUGAAAAUUUCAAAAUGAAAUAUUUAUGAAACUUAUCAAAGUUCCUUGUAAAAUAAAAUUAAAAAAAAAAACCGAAAAAUGAAAACAUCUUGAAAACAUGGACUAAAACAAGACGUAAAUUUAAAUGAUUAUCUGCAGAAUCAUCAUCAGAACGACUGUUGGUUCUUUCUCGAGGAAAAAGAAUAAGGCAAAUGAUUGAUGCAUCAACCUGCUUUAAGCUGACUAUAUAUAUAGUCAAUCGAGAUAUAUGGUUUAGAAACUCGACAUAUAAUCUUUCAAGCCUCUAUAAUGAGCAACGAUUUUAUGUUGAUACAGCUUCACCUUGCACAAAUAUUUUGAAAUUGCGCUUAUUAAUAUUUAAACAGCACAGAUGAGCGAUUUGACGAGAUGAUGCCAUUGGUUGAUUGCUUCAUUUUAUCACAAAUUAAUUGUCUUCACUAUGGACGGAUUUUGAAGGGGAUGCGUGCACCUCUUCUGAGAUCGUUUUGCACCUCCCCUGAGAUUGUUUUACUCCUGCUAUGAAAGGUCAUGCACAGUGCAUGCACCUGCCAUUGAGAAAGGUUGAAUGAUCGAUCAAAGUAAAAAUUUGACAAAUUGUUAUGUGUUGCUAAGGGUCCAUAUUUUGUAAGAAUUAUUUUCGGCAAAAUUCAAACAGUGAUAUAGCCAUUCAUCUCUGUGUCAAGUACCCUUUUAAUGCAAUGUUUCGAAAAGAAGUUUGUAGUAAUGUAAUGAACAUUCGGAUCUACAUGUUUGCAGAAAUUUUCAGUAAUUUUUUUAUGGAAAAGUUUCAUAAAAAAUAUCCAUUUUGCCUGUAGUAGGAAAUUUGUUUUUAAUCCUGUAAGACUGCAUAUGACUACUUCAGGAUUUAUCUUGUAUGCCUUAUCAACCUUAAAGAUAUAUUGUUUCACAUGAUAACACUUUAAGACAGUCACAAAGACAAUUUUUGUUAUUUUUCCCUACUUACUGUAAUCUUUUGCAGAAAGUUUUUUUAGCCAUAAAGCCAUGUUCUCGGAAAGAAAAAACGUUUUCCAUCUCUGAGUCGAAAUUCAUGAAUACUCUGAUACAUAUGUACAGUACUGCAUGCAUGCAUGCAUACGUUACGUAGUUGACGUUAGGCCGUGCGUUCUAACCCCUGACAUUCCGUAGCUAGACCGCUGCACAUCCCCUAAAGUCCACCUCCCACCUUCACCAUCCUGUCCAUGAACAAGUUUGCAUAAACAUGAACUUAGAAAGGAAUAUGCUGAAAUCGGUCGCAAUUGUUGCACAUGAUUGUUUGUAAAGUUUGAAGUUUUGUUUCAUUUUUCAUCAAGGAUUUAAAUAAUUGUCAAUAUGAAGAACAACCAGCCAUGCCACAGCCAGCAUUCAUGUUUAGUACAGAAGGUCGAGCUAGGGGUCCAUACCCCAUGAACCUCCCUGCAUAUGCCGAGGAAGACCCUGGUAAGAUAGAGUGCGCCCCGCCUCCCUAUGUCCCGACUGGGGAAGAGGUCCAUCCUAUUGUUUAUACAGAACAGUCAGAAGAGGCAAGCGACACACAACCACUUAUAGAUUCCAACCAAGAAGAAACUUAAUUCGAAGUUUUCAUUUCAUCUCAUGUACAAUAUACAGCAGAUAUUGCUGUGUUUAUAGAUUGAUAGAACACCGCAGUCAAACGUCAAGCGCAUGCGCGAGUCUACGAAAAUGGCGGGGGAAAUUCAAAUGUCUGCAAAAAUAAUAGUACGGGAAAAUCGUUUACUAUACGAAAAUGGGUGAAUGUAGAAGGUAGGAAAUUUCACCGCGCUUUCUUUGUAACAAGAAGUUAUACUGAGUUUACCUUCUCGUCAUUUUCUUUACACUUUUUUCUCCUCGUUCCGAGGGCUUCUCGGCUGGCUGACAACGCAGACAGCCUGGGAACGAGGAUGUAGCAGUGAACUCUAUGUAAACUGGAACAAUAACUCGGGGGGGGGGAUUGAAGCCAGUGCAUUUUAGUUUUUCCGAGUUUUGAGCAGCAAUACUUAACACUGAACAUUGUGCUGUUGCUGUACACAGUAUGAACCUGAAGCUAUGGGAAAAUUGUAUUUGGUGUAGAAAUUUCAAGACUUUAGCUAAAAGGGAAAUAUUUUAAAACUACAAAAAUAAUUGCCAUUUUUUGGCCGAAUGGCAGUUGUGUUUGUAUUUUUAAAACAUUUUUCUUUUCGCUGAAGUCUUGAAAUUUCCACACCGAAUAGCAAUUUCAAUAGCUUCAGUUUCAUAUAUAGCCCAACGUUUGGGAUCAAGUAUUUCAGCUCAAAACUCAGAAAAACUAUAUUGUCUUCAGCGAAUCGUUGGCUUUAUCAUAGGAGUUAUCGUUCCAGUUUCGUGAAGAGCUUCGUGAAGACAAUACUAUUUCCAGUCCUUCAAGCAGUCAAUUUGCGGACGUUUGAGCGUGGUGUUUAAAACAUAUAAAUACUGUAUAUUCAAGGGUGAAGUCCAUUCGAUAUGAAGCGGUUCACCUUUAUAUCAUAGAAUACAUCAUAUAUACAAUGAUUUACAUGGGAAAGUUUUAUCUUUCUUGAAAGAUAGGAUUUUUUUGUUUAGGGACGUUUUCAUAAGUUUUGCCGUGAAUUGAGGUGUAUUAACUAUUAGGGCGUGUCAUGCAUAUGAUGCAAAUUACAGAGACGCCUAGUGCAAUAGUCGAAUACUUUUGAUGUAUUGAAUGCAGUCAGUAUAUGCCACAAAUAGUAUAACCAUGAGUAUAACCAGCGAAUGACAACCGCCCGAUCGCGCACCUCGCGGGUGGCUGUUAUUCGCAGGUCACAAAUAUAGGCGAUGGUCAUAGUGACAUAAUGUUGUUGAUACCAUCUUUAUUGUGUACGGCAAACUCGCUUUUUAAAGUGGAUUCACGGUUGUUGUCUUUCUGUAUUAACCAGUGGCGGAAAUUUCGCAAAGGCUAGAAACAGUCAAAUUUUAGCGGAAAUUGUAGUUUUCUCAGAAGUUCAGGAGCCUUUGCCCCACCACCCAAAAAGGUGAAUUUCCGUCACUAAUAACAUUAAAGUUAACACACUUUUAGUACCCUAGUAAAGGCGGGUGUACGUUAUCAAAGUUUCUGUGAUCACAGUAGGAAUUUUGCAUAGGUCAACUCUGAGUUUUGAAGAAUUUGUAAGAAAUCUUUGAGGGAACUGACUCAGUGUUAAACAGCGAAAGAGUUCCCUCAAAGAUAGCUUUAGUUACAAAUUCUUUCAUAACGUAGAAUUUACCCAUGAUGCAAAAUUCCUACGAGUUUGAUAGUGUAAACUCAGGCUUAACGGUGACUUUGAUACAUCAAAAGUAUGACAAAGAUUGUAUUUUGUUUAUGCUAUAUUAACAUGCAUGAACGUAGUAACUGUUGUGUUUACUUUAUGCUUCAUCAGUGGGCAAGUAGAGAGGUUUGGAUUUGACUUCCACUACCUUCGUACGCAUCUGAUUGGUUAAUUGGAUAUAUUAAACGCAUCUGAUUGGUUAAUGAUCGCUUCAUGGUAGCGGUAGCCAAAUCUGAACCUCUCUAUUAUAGAACAGAGGCCGAUUAUUCAAAGUUGGAUUAUCGCUAACCGUGGGUUAAAUUUAACUCACUAUUUUGAUUGGAUCAAUAAAACUUUUAUUUUCUAAAGGCGCUAUAAGAGGAAAUGCUCCUCUUAUAGCGCCUUUAGAAAAUGAAAGUUUUAUUAUUGAUCCAGACAAGAUUUCGUGGAAAAAAUUUUCUAACUUUAUAAACCAGCUGUGGGGAAAUUUGCUUUGACGUUUUACGCUAACCAAUGGCAAUGAUUAAACCAACUUUGGAACAACCGACCCCAGGAAGAGUAUUGGUAAAUCCUUGAGAUGCCAGCUCGCGCUGCUCUGAAUUGAGUAUUUUCUGUUUUAAGACCACACAGCCCCUGAGAUAAGCAUUGUAUACCGACAUCUAAUAUAUCAAAUGUAGUGGAAACGAGUAAUUUAUAUACCUUACUUUUCUAACUUCUUCUCAGCUAGUAUUUGAGGUGCUUGAAAUGAAAGCUUCACACUUAAGUAGUUUUUGGGCAAAAGAACUCUUAAUCGUAACUCUUUAAAACCUUAAGUAACCAAUUUGUAUAAAGACUUUGAUAUAGUAUAAUAGUGUAGGAAAUAACAACCACGAUUUCUUGACGUAUAUAUAAUCUGUGCAAUAAAACCUUUUUCUAAUUGCAAACAAUUAGAAUACCACAAUGCUUCUUAAUUCUAAUUUAUACAGUCGAACAUCCGUGCAGUCAAA
This is a messenger RNA of Paramuricea clavata, 10400 nucleotides long. Lineage: Eukaryota; Metazoa; Cnidaria; Anthozoa; Malacalcyonacea; Plexauridae. The record is from the annotation of a GenBank genome assembly.